AUGGCCGCCUGCAACGAUGGUGUCUUCACACCAGUCUCAGACUGCCGCUUCUUCGACUUCACCAUCGCGUUCUCCAACAGCAUCUUCGUCAUCCUGCCAUCCUGCAUCGCCAUCGUACUCACCAUCGCACGACUCGUGCGCAUCCGCAACAAGCCCGACAUUCCGACGGCCUCCGCACAACCUCACCUUUCGCUCUUGCGGUCAUGCGCACCUCACUCGGAUCCAAUCAGCCUCUUUGGAGCCGCAGCGUACGUCAGCAAUGCUGUGCUCAGCCUCGUGCUUGUCGCCCUCUUGGCCGCACCCUCUUCUCGCGCCCUUCGCCAUGCCAUGGACGACCGAACGGGAAUGCCUAGCGUAGUCGUUCCAUUCCUAGCCUCGGUGCUGGCCGUCCCGCUUUCCGUUGCAGAACGGAGAAAGACGCGCGGUGGAAGUAUGGUCCUGCCGCUCUGGCUGCUCCUCACUCUGCUCUUCGAAGCCUGCCGCAUACGAACCUUCAACGCUGUUUCCGCUAUCCGUCACUCGUCCUUCUUCUACAUCUACGUGCUCAGCUUUGCCUGCAAGGCCUUGAUGCUCACUGUUGAAAACGCCAAGGGCAUCCGCAGCAUCGACGUCAACUCGACUCACGAAUCGCGCGCCAGCUUCUUUUCGCGCCUCCUCUUCCUCUGGGUCUUUCCUCUGCUGUGGAAAGGUUUCCGCAAGCCUCUCGAGCUGGAGGAUCUCGAUUCGCUCAAGCCUGAAUUCUAUGGACGCUCUCUCGCCAACAGCUUCAUUGCGAGCUGGUCUGGUGUGCCCGUCGAGAAGCAGAAUGACAGCACAAGCGACGAGGAUCGGUCCGACGCCGGCAUGGACCUCAAGCACAAAGUAUCACGAUCCAGCAGCGAAGCUUACCCUCUCGAAAAGCUCCCAUCGCAGCACUCCCAUGCUCUCGAUUCGUCAACGAGUCCACCUCCGCUUUACGACAACAGACCUUUCCCGAAGAGGAGCGCCAACCGUAGUCUAGUGUGGGCGACUCUACGCGCGUUUCCGCUUGCGGCGCUACUCCCGGUGCCCUGGAAGCUGCUGCUGACCGCAGCCGAACUUGCUCAGCCCUUGCUGGUCUCGACCACACUUGCCUUCGUGCAAUCGUACUCUGAUGCCAACAAGGGCGACUCUGCAAUCGCUCAGCCGGUCGUCUACGGCUGGGGUCUCGUCGGUGCCUACGCCUUUGUCUACCUUGGCCAGACGUUGGCCACAGGCCAAUACUGGUACGCAAGUUCGCAGCUUCAAGUGCGGAUCAGAGGAGCGUACGUCGAGGCUAUCUUUCGCAAGGGUCUCGGGCUCCAUGUGCGGACUGCGCGGACCAGUGGCGGUGGCAAAGCAGCAAACCUCAUGAGCGUUGACAGCGAGCGUGUCGUCAAGGCCAUCGAUGUGAUCCAUUCGCUGUGGAGUGGCGCCAUCACCAUCGCCGUCGGUGUCUACCUCCUCUACACUCAACUCGGCCUCGUCUUCUUCGCUCCGAUGAUCUCUGUGCUCGCCUGCUUGCUCAUGACGCCGGUGGCGAGUCGUGGAAUGGGAACGAAGCAGGGCGCAUGGAGCGCUCUGACCGAUAAGCGCGUCAACCUCACAAACAGCAUCACGUCCGAUAUCAAGGGCGUAAAAUUCUCCGCCUACGAGGACAUCUUGCACGCCAAAGUCUGUAAGACCCGUGCCGAGGAGCUGGUCAAGCGUGCCAGUAUGAUGAAGCAACUGACGGGCGUCGUCGUGUACACGAACGCCACCGUCGAGAUUCUGGGUUUGAGUACCUUCGUCACCCUGAUUGUCGUCGACAGGCUCAGUGGCUCCAACCGCUUCAACCUCAACACGGUCUUCACAACUCUCACGAUCUUUGGUAUCCUACAAGCGCCUCUCUUGGCGAUCGGACAACAGUUUUCUUUUUGCUUGCAAGCAUGGUCAAGCAUGAAGAGGAUUCAAGACUUCCUUGAUGCCGAAGACAGACCUGAAAUUCAAGGUGCCGUGGAUGCUGGCGUCGCUGCCACCGCAGCUAGUGCUGCGGUAAGCGACUCAGAAAGCUCCUCGGCAGGCUACGCUGCCAAGUUUUUCAAUGCAGAUCUCGGUUGGGCCGACAAGGUGGUGCUCAGCAAUGUCAGCCUUGAGAUUCCGGCUGGCUCUCUGACCAUGAUCUGCGGCCGUCUCGGACACGGAAAAUCAACCCUCCUGCAAGCCAUCCUCGGCGAAUCGGACGUACUUGCCGGGCAUCAGCAGUUGCCGCUCCUUGCAGACCGUGUUGCCUAUGUCAGCCAAGACGUUUGGCUUCAGGAGAAGCGUACCAUUCGCGAAAACGUCAUCUUCGCUACCGGCGAGUACGAUGAAGAACGAUACCUCACCGCUCUUCGAGCAUGCGCUCUCACCGAAGACAUCGACAGCUUGCAAGAGGGUGAUGCUACCACCGCCAGCGCACUCAGCGGAGGCCAACGACAGCGCGUCGCUGUAGCGCGAGCCGUCUACAGUGAUGCUGAAGCUUUCGUUUUCGACGACAUCACCAGUGCCUUAGACGCCGAAUGCGCUGCACACAUGUGGCGUUCUCUGAUGGGUCCGGCAGGCUUGUUGAAGGGUAAGACUGUCGUCAUGGCGACCAACGCAGUUCACCUUCUGCAUCAUGCUCAAUUCGUCAUUCGAAUCGAUGACGGGCACAUCGCCGAGCAAGGUCGAUACGAGGACCUGUCAAUGAAGGGCAAGGAUGCGAUCUCGCGCGCCAGUCUUGACUCGCAACGGGCGAUGCCAUCCAAGGAUCAGGCCAAAGACAAAGCAGUCAAGACAGGAGCACCCGAAAAACAAGAAGCCGUCAUGACUGGAACCGUCGGCUUCAAGGUGUACUACAUGUGGUUCAAAGCUGCCGGUCUCGGCAAGGUGGCCGUAUCCUUCACUUUUUUCCUCCUGUGUGCCGGCGCCGCCCUGGCUCCUUCAUACUAUCUUCAAGCGUGGGCCGAGGCUCAACAGCGACACCGUUUCCGCGACUGGGGUAGCUGGCUCGCUGGUCUUUGUGGCCUCAUGCCGUUGAACGCCAUUUUCCUCACGAUCGGCUUCUGGAUUGUCAGUGUCAACUGUGCCAUCUCGGCAGGUAACCGUCUGCACAGUGCUCAGCUUCGGGGCGUCCUAUCAGCGCCGAUCGCCUUCUUCCACAAAUGGAGUGCGGGUCAGAUCACCAACCGCUUUUCGCAGGAUCUGUUCAACCUCGAUCAAAAUUUUAUCAACUCGCUAACGAACACGGUGGGAAUCGUCUUUGCUCUGCUCGGUGCUCUGAUCGCUAUGAUCAUCCCGGCCCCUUAUCUGGCUGCUCUCGCCGUAGGACUGAUCGCCAUCGCCUGGGGCAUGCAGAGGCUCUACAUUCCGUCGUCACGACAAUUGCGUCGUCUCGAGAUGGCAGCAAAGAGCCCGCUCUAUUCCCUCUUCUCCGAGACCUCGUCGCCGGCAGGUCUAGCCACAGUGCGAGGACUCAAGCGUGAGGCGUGGCUUCUGGAGCUCAACACUCAAUCCUUGGACAUCUCGCAAACGCCCUACUACCAUCUGUUUGUCGUCCGCAGAUGGCUUCAGACCUGGCUCCUCGCGCUGACCACGAUCAUCAACGUCACGCUGGUCCUGCUGGUUGUUGUACUUCGCCAUUCUUCGCGAGCCGGUUUGCUCGGUGUGGCCUUGGUACAGGCAACUGAGAUCGGACUGCUGCUCAACCACACCGUCAUCAGCUUCACCGAGGUCGAAAUUGCUGGCGUGGCUCUGGAACGCGUUCGCGAAUUCUGCGAGCUGGAGCCUGAGCGCGAUGCUGCAGCUGCGGCUGCGAAGCAGGACGGCAAAGGAAGCAACAGCAGCGAAGCAACAGAUGCAGCUGCGAUUCGAGGCGACAUCGAAUUUGAUGCCGUGACGGUGUCGUACUCCGCCGAGCUCGAGCCUGCCGUCAAGGAGCUCAGCUUCAACCUUCCUGCCGGCAAGCGGCUCGGGCUCGUGGGUCGAUCCGGCUCCGGCAAAUCAACGACGCUUCUGGCGCUGUUCCGCAUGAUCGACAUGCGUAGCGGUACCAUCAAGAUCGAUGGCAAGAGCAUCGCCGACAUCCCAGCCCGCCAGCUCCGCUCGCAGAUGACCAUCGUCCCGCAAAAUCCGCUGGUGCUUGCCGCUACUAUCCGUGAGAAUCUCGACCCCGAAGGCGUCUGCACGGAGGAUCAACUCUGGGACGCCCUGCACAAGUGUCACCUGGCCGAGUUCGUCAACAAGCAGGAGAACAAGCUGGACGAGAUGCUGCUAACCGGCGAAUCUUUCAUCAGUUCCGGUCAGAAGCAGCUCCUCUCUUUGGCUCGCGCGCUGCUCCGCAAGCGCAAGAUCCUCGUCCUGGACGAGGCCACCAGCGCCAUGGACGUCGAGACGGACGCUGCCGUGCAGAGCAUCCUCAAGACCCAAUUCGCCGACUGCACCGUCAUCGCUGUCGCCCACCGGAUCGCGACGAUCAUCGAUUUCGACCAGAUCAUCUGCAUGUCCGCUGGUCGGGCGAUCGAAUCCGGCAGCCCCGAAGAGCUCCUCCAUCAGCGAGGGGAAUUCUUCGCUCUUGCGGCCGAGCAAAAGUGUGUAUGA
Messenger RNA from Kalmanozyma brasiliensis GHG001, 4596 nucleotides. RefSeq names its product ABC transporter-like protein. Gene Ontology annotation, cellular component: membrane. The coding region runs from base 1 to 4596 and encodes 1531 amino acids. The transcript has a single exon. Gene Ontology annotation, molecular function: ATP hydrolysis activity; ATP binding; ABC-type transporter activity. The record is from RefSeq and is a predicted model, not a curated record. NCBI's taxonomy places the organism in Eukaryota, Fungi, Basidiomycota, Ustilaginomycetes, Ustilaginales. Gene Ontology annotation, biological process: transmembrane transport.